This is a messenger RNA of Fusarium falciforme, 1872 nucleotides long. RefSeq lists its product as hypothetical. Bases 1 to 1872 code for a protein of 623 amino acids. The record is from RefSeq and is a predicted model, not a curated record. NCBI's taxonomy places the organism in Eukaryota, Fungi, Ascomycota, Sordariomycetes, Hypocreales, Nectriaceae. The transcript has a single exon.
AUGACCCCGUUUCUCACUGCCUUGGCUAUUGGCACCCUAGUCAGUCUGGCUCAGGCCGUCCCAUCAACCUCUACAGCAAUACCGGCUGCUCCGGGUCCAGAGCCCAUUCAGGUUGUUGAGCUUCCUUUGCCACCCGUCGCCGACAAGACACCGGGCGCUUGCACUUCCGAGAUCAAUCCCAGUGGCACAGGAUGCAUCAACAGAGCUGUUGGAGAAUUCCAAGCUGGCGACUUCACCCCGGAUGGCAACCACGUCAUCGUCAAUGUCGAGUUCGUUGGUGCGCCAGCUGGUAUUGCAAGCAUCUACGACGGAGAGCACGCUAUUCUUGUCAAAGCAAACGGCAAAACGUUCCCAAACGGAGACCCUUGGAAGUGCCUAACCUGCGGUGUGCCAGCUCAGAAUGCGCAAGGCCUCUACCCCGAGUUCGACUAUCCCCACGUGUUUCGAAGCGGCACCAAGGCUUUAUGGGGCCACAACAUCAUCGAGUGUGACGCCAAACUGGAGAGCGAGCAGUGCACGUCUGAGAACACCCGCAUCUACCCCCUCUACUGGCCCAACAGAGCUGAUGGUUCGGGCAUCGGUGGAACGCCUCGUGAGCUGCGAAUUCACCCUGAUGAUGUCCAUAUCGGGUUCAGCUCGUUUACGGCCCAAGGCGGUCAGCUUUCUUUCAUCGGUCGUCUCAAAUUUAAUCCCAAGCCUACAACCGGAGACCCCCUUGUCCCUCGAUACGACAUCGUCAACGUUAACAUACUUGUUGACCCGAAAGGCACGGGUCGCUACUCAUCUUCCGGCUCAAAGCUACAAAUUCAUGCUGAUGCCAUUGCCGUGGCAGAGCUGCGAGGCUUCAGCGGAGCAGGCGAUGAGGUUUUAUACAUUGCACCGAGUGUUGAGGCCAAUAACAUGGAUGUAUUUGCAACACAUCUGCAGACCGGUAUCACCCGUCGACUGACGAAUCACCCCGAAUAUGUCGACCCUAUCGCCUUUUCUGCCGAUAACCAGUGGAUCAUCAUCAUGGAUACCCGGGGAUCGAACCGUUUGAUGUGGUCAGGCGGCAUGCGUGGGAUCCCCCCUCUCGCCGACCUGGUGACGGCUGGCGCGCUGGCUGCUGCGCGCAACAACCGCAAACGUCGCUUCUUUCAGCCGAUCCUUCUUGACCGCCAUGGUGACCGCGGCUCGUACUUCGGCCAGCGAGUCAAUCCCAACGAGUCUCAAGCGGGCAGCAUCGGCGACCCCAACUGGAACGGCCGAGCCGAUCCUGCAUUCAGUCCGGAUGGCACCAAGAUUGUGUACUGGCAGGACCUUGUUGUGAGCCCCGCGUGCGGUGGUUCUAACCCCCUUCCAUGCCCGGUCUCGACAGCUCAAGGCCGUCGCGAAUAUCGAUUGAUCCUCGCAAAACUCAAGAGCCGGAGCCCGAAGAAGCCAGCUCCGGUCUUCAAGGUCAGCGACCAAAUUCCCUGGGCUACACCAUACAAUCCCGGUGACGCUUAUCCCAAACCCCACGCCUUGAAAGCCGGCGACUACACGCUUGACGGCAAGGUCUCUGGAAGUGCAGAGGUUUCUCUCGCCGUAGAUGAUACCGGGCGCAUCAUCAACGUGGUCGCCAACUACACCAACUACUCAGACUACAAAGAGUACAUCGUCAACGGUUCUGAAAACAUCACCAACACAUUCCAUCCGGACAACUCUUGGAUCAAUGAUAUCCAUUGGUACUCUGACCUUGUUGGGACCGGCGCUGAAGAGGCCACCAAGAAGACAACCAAGAAUGGAUUCCAUCUUCAGAUCGAGAUCACGGUCAAUGACUUUCAGGCUGAUGGAAAGCUUAUCACGACUAUCGACGGGAUAUCAUAUGAACCACCGGCGAAUGGGACUUAG